AUGAGUAAUGUCAUAAUAAAAAAUAUUUUUUUUAUUUUCUUAAUAAUUUUUUGUUCUUCUCAAGUGUUUGUAAAGAUCCACCCCAUAAAUGUCUUCCUUUCUUCCUCAUUUUUUUGCCUCUCCAACCUUUCCCACAAUUCUCUUCUUCCUUUGGUUUUUAAGUAAAAAGAAAGUGAAAUAAUAGGUAGUUUUUUACUGAAUUUACAACUAUUAAAUUUUUAUUUAUUUUUUUUACCGGAAAACGAGAGAAAGAUUUCCGAAUAUAUUCUUCUUCCCUUUUCGUUUGGGAUUUUUCCUCUAUAUCCUCUCUGAUCUGAAAGACGGAUCUCUACUUUUUAACCAAAUUGACUCUUUUGCCUUAUAUGUAGGGGGCAUUUGCCCUAUUUUUGCGCACAAUGAUGCACCACACCACCCAAUUUACAC
This is a messenger RNA of Meloidogyne enterolobii, 423 nucleotides long. NCBI's taxonomy places the organism in Eukaryota, Metazoa, Nematoda, Chromadorea, Rhabditida, Meloidogynidae. The record is from the annotation of a GenBank genome assembly.